Messenger RNA from Linum tenue, 672 nucleotides. The record is from the annotation of a GenBank genome assembly. Lineage: Eukaryota; Viridiplantae; Streptophyta; Magnoliopsida; Malpighiales; Linaceae.
AUGAAGCUCAACGGAGCUGCUGCAGCGACGGUGGCCCUCGUCACCUUGCUGAGCUUCUUGGCCGGCACCUCAGACGCCCAAGGAUACGACUUUUUCCACCUUGUCAUGCAGUGGCCGCCGGCCGUCUGCAACCAGCCUCGUUCCAACUGCAGGGCGGGGAUUCCUCGGACCUUCACCAUCCACGGGAUGUGGCCGAUGACCAACAGAGGCGGCAGCCCUCAGAACUGUCCCGGUAGAGGACGAGUAGACAGAGGCACGCUGGGUGCAAUGGACAGGCAGUGGCCGAACCUGAAGCGCGGUGGGAGAGACCCCAACAGCCAGUUCUGGACCCACGAGUGGAACACCCACGGCACCUGCUCCAGGAUGACGCUGCAGAACUACUUCCGGCGGGCCGUCGACCGCGCGGCGACCGUCGACCUGCUCCGGCUGCUCCGCAGCAACCGCAUCCAGCCCGACAACCGGUCGUACCGGAGGGCCGACAUCGGCGCCGCCCUGCACCGCUACAACCCGGUCGUGAAGUGCAACGACGUCCGGAGCGGCGGCCGCACCUACAAGCAGAUCCACGAGAUCCGGGUCUGCGUGUCCAGGAGCGGCAACAGCGUCGUCUCCUGCGGCGGCGGCGGGCCAGCGUUCAGGAGCUGCGGCAACGGAGACAUCAGGUUCUCCCGUUGA